Molecule: messenger RNA, 1259 nt
Organism: Manacus vitellinus (golden-collared manakin)
Lineage: Eukaryota; Metazoa; Chordata; Aves; Passeriformes; Pipridae
Gene: TIFA
Product: TRAF interacting protein with forkhead associated domain
Exons: 3
Coding region: 183-806 (207 amino acids)
Biological process (GO): canonical NF-kappaB signal transduction
Molecular function (GO): protein binding
Source: RefSeq, a predicted model, not a curated record
AGAAGCCCCCGGGUUCAACUGGAGAAAGUUUACUUCUGUCCAAAGCGCUCCAUGGUGAAUCACCUACUCAUAAAAACCCCCAGAUUAAAUUGUGAGCACUGAGAGAGCUCAAGAUCUGCGUUAAGACACACUGGGAACUCAUUGCAAUCCAGCAGGAGAAACAUGACAAACAUCUGCACUGUAUGAAACCAGUUAAAUGGCUGCUCACAUGUUUCGCUGGAACUCUUUCCACCAUGAGCUCCUUUGAAGACGCCGAGACGGAAGAAACGGUGCCGUGCCUCCACAUGACCUUUUACCACCCUUGCCAAGGGGAGAAGAUGAUGUUCCGCUGCCUGAACUUCUGCAAGCGAGAGCAGGUCAGGGCGGACGAGGCGGCCAAGUUCGGCCGCGACUCCAGCGUCUGCCGUUACAGCCUGAUGGACGCUCGCGUCUCCCGCAUCCAGUUCUCCCUGCAGUUCUACAGGAAGCUCCACAGCUCGGAAUGCUGCUUCGAGAUCAAGAACUUGAGCAAGAGGACAAAGCUGACCGUGAACCAGACGGAACUGGGUUACCUGAACAAGGUCGACCUGCCCUGGAGGUGCGUCAUCUGUUUUGGGGACUACCAGAUCUUGGCAGAGGUCCAAGAAGGGGAGUCCGUGGAUUAUUUUGAGACUCACCUGCACUUGGCCGAAGCGCCAAUCUUACAGGAGAGAUCCCUGCCAUCCCUGCCAUCCCUGCAGCCGGUACCCGAGAGUGGCAUUUCUUCUUCCAUUUUCCUUUGCCAAGACAAAAGCCCCACAGAGAUGGAUGAAAACGAGCCGUGCUAGCAGGGAGGAGGAGGCUGGAUCAGAUUUUGCAGACUGCACAGCUCCCAGCAUGGAAGGCUGUCACCUCAGUCCAGUAUUCCUGGUGGUUCUCACCCCUGCACAUCAGCCCUUCUUACCUGGUGUUUUCAGCACGGGCAUUCCAGAACAUACUUUGUUCCAGACAAGAACAGAUUCCUGGCACUGCCUUCACAGGGCCAUAAGUGCUCUCUGAUCACCAGUUUGCCUGUGGGAGACAGGGGGCCACUCAAAUCCAGGGCAGCAGGUUCCAUUCCAGAACUGUGACCACGUGCCUUGAAGGGAUGUUUAACAGGCAUUAUUAUUAACACAGAGCACACACGACGUGGUUUUGGUCCCAGCUAAGGAGGGACAUAAUUCCUCACUGCAUUUGUUGUACUUUGCUUUUGACAUGGAAUUCCAAACAGUAUUUGCAAGCCUAGGUUGUAACUUGCUGAA